This is a messenger RNA of Tinamus guttatus (white-throated tinamou), 696 nucleotides long. The record is from RefSeq and is a predicted model, not a curated record. NCBI's taxonomy places the organism in Eukaryota, Metazoa, Chordata, Aves, Tinamiformes, Tinamidae.
AUGUUGUCCCUGUCUGGUGGCAGCCUCAUGUGGGGUGAAGAGGAAGAAUGGCUAGAGGAAGAAGAUGAUCAGGAAGAACAGGUAGAGGAAGUGGAAGAGGAAACGGAAGAAACCAAGGAAGAAGAACAAGAUGAUGAAAAUAAGGCACCAGGAGAAGGUGGAGAGGGGGAAGGAGAGCAGGAGCCUGAGGAAGGUGAAUUGAAACCAAAGCCCAAGCUCUUCAUGCCAAACCUGGUGCCCCCUAAAAUCCCAGAUGGGGAGAGAGUGGAUUUUGAUGAUAUCCACCGCAAGCGUAUGGAAAAGGACCUGAAUGAACUGCAGGCCCUCAUCGAAGCCCACUUUGAGAGCAGGAAGAAGGAGGAAGAGGAGCUGAUGUCCCUCAAAGACAGGAUUGAACAACGACGAGCAGAGAGGGCAGAGCAGCAGCGCAUCCGCAGUGAGAGGGAGAAGGAGCGCCAAGCCCGCAUGGCUGAAGAGAAAGCUCGCAAAGAGGAGGAGGAGGCCAGGAAGAGGGCUGAAGAAGAGGCCCGGAAGAAGAAAGCUUUCUCCAACAUGCUGCAUUUUGGAGGCUACAUGCAGAAGACAGAGAAAAAGGGUGGGAAGAAGCAAACAGAGAGGGAGAAGAAGAAGAAGAUCCUCAGUGAGCGGCGGAAGCCCCUGAACAUUGACCACCUUGGUGAAGACAAGCUAAGGUGA